This is a messenger RNA of Branchiostoma belcheri (Belcher's lancelet), 2772 nucleotides long. Its product is annotated as poly [ADP-ribose] polymerase 6-like. The record is from RefSeq and is a predicted model, not a curated record. Lineage: Eukaryota; Metazoa; Chordata; Leptocardii; Amphioxiformes; Branchiostomatidae. The transcript has 26 exons. Bases 126 to 2585 code for a protein of 819 amino acids. Gene Ontology annotation, biological process: endoplasmic reticulum unfolded protein response. Gene Ontology annotation, cellular component: intracellular anatomical structure; nuclear envelope; membrane. Gene Ontology annotation, molecular function: protein serine/threonine kinase activator activity; kinase binding; NAD+ poly-ADP-ribosyltransferase activity.
CGUUUAUGUGCUAUUAUGCCGGAAAUGACAGCCCAGUGUUUCCGCGAAGAGGAAAACAUUGCGAAGAUCUGACUAUGAUUUUCCCCGCAUAAACCAACAAUCUGUCGGGAUAUCACGGAAACAAAAUGUCGAGAAGGUACCAGAUGCUUCGGGCCGACAUCCGAUGUGUUAUAGGCGCCUGCAAAGACGAUUCAACGUGCCCUUUUUCAGAUUUUGAGCAGGGAGAAAACUUGAUCACCUUCAACUACUCCAACAACAAUGAAGGGAAAACUUACACCAUUCACCUGUCAGAGGAUUAUCCAGAACACACGUUGGUAUCCUGUUCAGACCGGCCAGAAGAUGCCUUCACCACCAAUGAGAGAAUCCCUCUGAUCUUCAACAGACUUGCAGAAGACCUGUGGAAGCGAGUGAACCUUCAGCCUCCUGAGAUCAGCAGCAGCAGUGGCAGCAGUGAAGAUGAGGAGGACUCACAGGAGUACUUUACACACGACUCAGGCGGCAAUGACCUUGAUGACUAUGACCUUGAAGUUGACAUUGAUGAUUACUACAACGACGCUCAUGACUUGGUGGAGGAACGGAUGCACCCUCAACUGGACAACGACAUCAAGUCAGUCGAGCAGAGGUUUGGAGCUCAUGCUAUCAAUACAAGAAUAUUCUCGUCUAUCGAUGAUGUGGAUGCAGAACUGAACAUUGACAUGUCAUUCCUGGAUGAGGAGAUAGCCAAGGCCUGGAAGGUGAACAGACAGGAACCUAUAGUCAUCAGGCUUCAUCUGUCCUUCAGUCAGUACCUGGACGCCAACGAGCCUCCCAAGGUUGAGGUUUUCCAGCCUUCUAACAAAGAGACUUUUGGACUCGGAAUGCAGAUACAAAAGAUUAUGGAGACGUUCCUGUCUAAAGAGUGGAAGGACCUGAGUAAUGACCGGGUGACGGCCAUCUGUGUUCCUCUCAGGCCCAUCUCUGCUCGCUCCUCACAUUCACACAAGGGGGCGUCAUCACACGGGAAAAAACUGAAACAGCUGCACGAAAUGUCAAAGAGCUUCCAAUCCCUAGUCUCCUCGUGGAAAGUCAGACCAGUCAAGAAAAUCCAUGACAGACACGUGGCCCAGCUGGUUGACAUGGGCUUCACGGUGGAGAUGGCUCGUAACGCGCUCUUCAUGACACGCAACAACCUAGAAGAGGCGAUCAACCUGCUCCUUACACAACCUGAGAGCUGCAGGCCAGCUGGAGGGGGAGGGGCGGGGAGCAGCUCGUUCCGCGGCACGUGGACCUCGGCGCUGUUCCUGGCGCCAUCCGUGGCCCAGCAGCACCAGGUGGUCCUGCCGGCGCGACCGUCUCAGCCGCUCAAACCCGCCACCAUCGGGGACGAGCUGCACCUGGUACCAUGUUCAACCGAGAGAGGUAGGACUGCCAAAACCAUUCCAGGAUUGGAGUACGGAUUCCUGGCACAGUGCCUAAUAUAUGCACGGAACCGCAUCCCAACCCUGAAUGAAUACUGUGUGGUGUGUGAUGAGCCACAUAUAUUCCAGAACGGUGCUAUGUUGAAACCUGUAGUGUGCGAGCGGGAAGUGUGUGUUUUUGCCUUCCAACAACUCGGUGUAAUGAGAGGAGCGGCCGAUGACAUCGCUACUGGAGCCGAGGUUGUGGAUUUGCUGCUGGCUAUGGUAAAGGCCAGCUCCCACUCCCCCAGGAAAGACCUGAUCCUCGACCCCUUCCCCUCAGUGGUAGAUCCCGAUAACGCCAAGGAGAUGGUGCUCAGUCCAAAGAAAAAGAACUAUGACCGAGUGAAUGCGAUCCUGGACAGCCUGAUGAGUGUGAGAGAGAUGACCCAGGCCUCGGUGGACAUGAAGAAACAACUGGACAAGAAGGACAAAUAUGCCUGGCCAUUCCUCAGCUGGGUGAUUUCCAGCAACAGAUCCCAUAUUGUCAAGCUGCCUGAAAGCAGGAGAAUUAAGUUCAUGCACACCCCUCACCAGUUCCUGUUACUGAGCAGCCCCCCUGCUAAAGAACAGGCCUUCCGAGAAGCCAAGAGACAACACGGCAGUCUGUUCGCAUUCCAUGGUUCCCAUAUAGAAAACUGGCAUUCCAUCCUGAGACAUGGCCUCAUCAACGCUUCAGGUACCAAGCACCAGCUCCAUGGUGCUGCAUACGGCAGUGGGAUCUAUCUCAGUCCCAACUCCAGUGUGUCCUUCGGUUACUCCUGCAUGGGCCACGGGAGUCACAAGGCUGCCAGGAACAAGGCUCUGCUGGUGACCCCCCAUCGGAAAGGGUUCCUGCAAGGCUGCAAGGCCCUCGGGUGUACAAAUCAGACUACUGCGGCAUCAGAGAAGACUGGCAAGAAAGAAAAUACUAAACGUUUCUUAGAAAGUGACAACUUGACCUGCAUAGCACUCUGUGAAGUGAUCCAUUCCAAGGAGCUCAGAAAACACAACAACAUCUGGGUGGUGCCUAACCCUGACCACGUGUGCACAAGGUUCUUCUUUGUGUAUGAAGAUGGGCAGGUGGGGGAUUCCAUGGUGGACACCACACAGGAGAAGUACCAGAAGGAGAUACUCAGGGCCAUCGGCAACAUGACCGCCACCGACUGACCUUCAGAACAGUCAAGGUCGUUCACGUAGCAGGGUAGAGCCAUGCUGGUUUCAGGCAAUCUUUUCCCAGGCAGUGACGUUUUAUCGAUUUUUGUUUAGUUUCAUAAGUGUUGAAUCUAAAAUAAUAACUGCUGUUGCAGAAUAUUAUUAGACUUACAUGUACAUGGAGAGUUUGGGUCAUCAUACA